This is a messenger RNA of Cyphomyrmex costatus, 722 nucleotides long. Its product is annotated as Tubulin binding cofactor A. Bases 366 to 722 code for a protein of 118 amino acids. The record is from RefSeq and is a predicted model, not a curated record. Gene Ontology annotation, biological process: tubulin complex assembly; post-chaperonin tubulin folding pathway. The transcript is spliced from 2 exons. Gene Ontology annotation, cellular component: microtubule cytoskeleton; cytosol. Gene Ontology annotation, molecular function: beta-tubulin binding. Lineage: Eukaryota; Metazoa; Arthropoda; Insecta; Hymenoptera; Formicidae.
GAAAGAAACUGUAACAAAUUGUGACAAACUAUAAGCUGUUAUAAUAAGAAAUUACCCGCAAGAUUGACAAAAACAAACCGCGGCACAUUAUCGAUACGUGAUAUCGAGAUCUCGACAAAUGUCAGGUGACGUCAGACAGUCGAAUAGUACGACUACGAAGUGAAGUGAGCGCGCGAGCCGAUACAUAACCUCAUCGCUGUGUGUCACGGUGUCGGUCACAAUUCCGUUUCUAUCGACUCGUCCUAGCCUAAUAAGGCGAAAAAAGAAAACAAAGCAAAGAGACUGUUGGUUCCUCGACUCACAUCCACGGCUCCAGCUUCUUCCGUCCCGAAAAGGUGAAGCAACCGUUCGUGAACAUACAAAUAAUGUCUGACCCGCGUAUAAGAACGCUCAAGAUUAAGACAGGAGUAGUGAAGCGUCUCGCGAAAGAAAAAGUUACGUACGAAAAGGAGGCAGCGCAGCAGCGCGAGAGGAUACAAAAGUUAAAAGAACAGGAUAAAGAUGGCUACGACAUAAAGAAACAAGAAGAGGUGCUUCAAGAAUCCCUUAUGAUGGUACCAGAUUGUCAAAGGCGUCUUGUUAAAGCGUUUGAAGAACUCAAAAAGAUUUUAGAUACUGAACAAGAUUUGAAGGAAGUCGAAGAUUACAUUGAGGCUGAAAAAGUACUGCAGGAAGCAGAAGAACAGUUGCCGAAAGAAGGGGAUAUUUUGCAGAUGUGUUAA